UGAUGUCCACUUUUCAACCCUUUUUCCUCCAAUACAUGAGUGCUGUGCAUCCGUACAACAUGAACACAAUGUAAAAGUUCAGCCUGUAGAAUGGAUGGUUAUGGGAUUUGCUGCAUUUAUAUUGGGAGUAAUUAUCUGUGUGGGCUGUGUGAAAUGUUGUCUUGGAGACGAAACAAAGUCUAAUGUACAGCUAGUGAGUCAGCGACACAUUCAUCAGAAUGAAUGUAACUUACAGCAGCCUGUAUCAUUACGGGCCUCAUCUCCAAUUCCUACCAAUACAGCAAGGCCUACAUCACAUCCCUAUACAGCUACUGCACAACUAGUGAGUCAGCGACACAUUCAUCAGAAUGGACAUAACUUACAGCAGCCUGUAUCAUCACGGGCCUCAUCUCCAAUUCUUACCAAUCCAGAAAGGCCUACAGCACGUCCCUGUCCAGCUACUGCACAACUAGUGAGUCACCGACACAUUCAUCAGAGUGAACAUGAUGUAAGGCAGCCUGUAUCAUCACGAGCCUCAUCUCCAAUUCCUAUCUGUCCAGAAAGGCCCACAGCACCACCCUGGCCAGCUGAUAUGCAACUAAUGAGUCAGCAGCCCAGUCAGCUGAAUGUCCAUGGUCUGUGGCAGUCUGAGUCAACGCUAACGCCAGUUCCAGUUGUUAUCUGUCCAGAAAGACCUACAGCACCUCACUGUUCAGAUGCAGAUUCACCUCCUCCAUAUGAAGUAGUUGCACCACCUCCAUAUGAAGUGACAGUUGCUAGUGGAAGUUACGUCUUGCAGGUUACAUAUAACUCUGAUUAAAAACAAUAAAUAAACAACUUCUUUUGAAUGUGGGCAGCACAGGAUUUGCUCUUUUGUGAUUAUGAGAUGUGUUCAGCUGUUGUUGAUGAGCUACAAACUUUCAAGGAGACAAUGUCAUCCUGUGACUCUGGGAAGUGAUACAAAGCAGUGUAAGAUGAAAUGUCUUCAUAGGCCUUAAAAACAUCUGAAAUUUAGUGUAUUUACCUCCUGACAGUCGAACUUGACUAUAAGUGGGCUCUGUGAUGUAAUUCUCAUAUCAAUUUAAUGUUCUUAACUGCUCUUGUAUAUAUUCAUUAUCAUAAAACAUAUAUUCAAAAUGCUCAGUUCUUUUUUUAAAAAAAGUGUUUCAUUUUAAGAAAAUUCUUUUAGCUUCACCAAUAUUUAUUGUACAACUUGUAGAGGGAAGACUUUUGGUGCACUAAUAGAUUUUGUGGAGAUCAGUGAAUUUAUCUGUUGUUAAUGUCAGCUUUGCCAUAGGAAUAUUUUACACUGUGUUGCUUAUGAUACAGGAAAAUAUUGAUAGUUUUGAUAUUUCUAAACUGAGUGCAAGUCUUUUGUAGCACAGCUAUGGAAAAACUGAGAUUUUACUUUAUUCAGUAAAAAAAAUUGAAAACUAUUUGUAAUUAUAUAUCUA
This is a messenger RNA of Schistocerca americana (American grasshopper), 1433 nucleotides long. RefSeq lists its product as uncharacterized. Bases 95 to 799 code for a protein of 234 amino acids. The record is from RefSeq and is a predicted model, not a curated record. The transcript is spliced from 8 exons. NCBI's taxonomy places the organism in Eukaryota, Metazoa, Arthropoda, Insecta, Orthoptera, Acrididae.